Molecule: messenger RNA, 2557 nt
Organism: Colossoma macropomum (tambaqui)
Lineage: Eukaryota; Metazoa; Chordata; Actinopteri; Characiformes; Serrasalmidae
Product: E3 ubiquitin/ISG15 ligase TRIM25-like
Exons: 6
Coding region: 102-1751 (549 amino acids)
Molecular function (GO): zinc ion binding; protein binding
Source: RefSeq, a predicted model, not a curated record
AAACAGGAAGUGACUCAGUUCAGAGAAAACGAAACUGAUCGCAGAGUCUCCCUCUCUCUCUCUUUCUCUCUUUCUCUCUCUCAGUGUAGACACUCAGGAGAAUGGCAGAGGCCAGUAUUUCAGUAGAUCAGAACCAGUUCAGCUGUACAGUCUGUCUGGAUCUGCUGAAGGAUCCAGUGACCGUUCCCUGUGGACACAGUUUCUGUAUGGUGUGCAUUAAUGGCUGCUGGGAUCAGGAGGAUCAGAGGGGGCUCUACAGCUGCCCCCAGUGCAGAGAGACCUUCACUCCGAGGCCUGUUCUACGCAGAAGCUACUUUAUAGCUGAAAUGUUGGAGAAACUGAAGAAGACAGAAGACCGAGCUGCUUCUCCUGCUGGAUCUGGAGAUGUGGAGUGUGAUUUCUGCACUGGAAGGAAACGCAAAGCUGCAAAAUCCUGUCUGACGUGUCUGGUCUCCUUUUGUGAAGGUCAUCUUCAACCUCACUAUGAAGGUGCUGCUUGGAAAAGGCACAAGCUGGUCACAGUGUCCGCACGACUACAAGAGAAGAUCUGCUCUCAACACGACAAACUGAUGGAGAUCUACUGUCGCACUGACCGAAGCAGCAUCUGCUAUUUGUGUGCAAAAUAUGAACACAAAGGCCACAAUACAGUCUCAGCUGCAGCAGAAAGACCCCAGAAACAGAGGGAGCUGGAGGAGAUGCAGAGAGAAGUCCAGCAGAGGAUCCAGGAGAAGCAGAAGAAGCUGCAGGAGCUGGAACAGGCUGUGAACACUCUUAAGCGCUGUGCUCAGACAGCAGUGGAGGACACUGAGAGGAUCUGGACUGAACUGAUCUGCUCCAUUGAGAAAAAGCGCUCUGAGCUAACAGAGCUGAUCAGAGCUCAGGAGGAGGCUGAACUGAGUGCAGCUGAGGAACACUCGGAGAAACUGGAGCAGGAGAUCGCUGAUCUAAAGAGGAGAAACACUGAGCUGGAGCAGCUUUCACUCACAGAGGAUCACAUCCAUUUCCUCCAGAGUUUUCAGUCUCUGAGCGUCUCUUCUGGAUCUGAGGACUCCUCCAGCAUCUCUGUCCAUCACCAUCUCUCAUUUGAUGGAGUGAGGAGCGCUCUCUCUGAUCUGAAGGAGAGACUAGAGGAGUUCUGCAGAGAGGAGUUCAGGAAAAUCCCUCCACAGGCUGCAGCAGCUCCUUUAUCACUCUCAGAACCAAAGAGCAGAGAAGAUUUUCUACAGUAUUUCUGUCAGCUGACUCUGAAUCCUAAAACAGCACAUCAUCAACUCAUCCUGUCUGAGAAGAAGAAAGUGGUGAAGUGGAGUCAUGUAGUCCAGAGUUACUCUGAUCAUCCAGAGAGAUUUGACCGCAGGUCUCAGGUGCUGAGUGUGGAGAGUCUGAGUGGACGCUGUUACUGGGAGGUUGAGCGGAGCGGACCUGUGAAAAUAUCAGUCUCAUAUAAAAAGAUCAGGAGGAAAGGAGAGGGUAAUAAGUGUGUGUUUGGACGUAAUGAUCGGUCCUGGAGUCUGUUUUGUUCUUCUUCUCUUCUCUCUUUCUGGCACAACAACAUUAAAACCGCUCUCCCAGGAGAUGCCUCCUCCACAAUAGGAGUUUAUGUGGAUCACAAUGCAGGAAUUCUGUCCUUCUACAGCAUCUCUGACACAAUGACCCUCCUACAUACAGUCCACUCCACAUUCACUCAGCCUCUCUACGCUGGGUUCUGGGUUUCUGGAGGGUCAUCUGUGAGGUUGUGUGAUAAAAAAUGAUGGUGGUGAUCGUGGCUGAUGGUCUGUCAAUCCUGUUUGACUAAGUUUCUGCUCUGAUCAUCCGUUUUUCCUCACCUAAUUAUAUUUGAUCAGAGUCUAUUAAUAGUGAUUGUCCUCUUAUAAUCUCAGGUUUAUUUCAUUCAAAAGCUUAUUAUUCAUUAACUACAUGAACUACAGUGUAAACUGACUGAGUUAUUCUUAGGUUAUAGAAGUGUGUAAUAAAGUUUGGACCUGCUGGUCACCUACAAUCCACACAUGGAUGAUGGACUCUUCAGUAGAGAGUCUUCAAGGGUUAAAGUCAUUACACUCAGUGUUUUAGUGAAACAGCUCCUCAAUGUGAACAAAGCUGUGCUCACAUUUGUCUUUGUGAAUAUUGUCAUUUUUCAUAUAUAGUGUAUUUUUCUUCUCUGAAAUGUGGUGCAGGUUGUGUUUUAUCUGGGAGAUCAUAAUCAUACAUUUAUUAUCCUCAUAAUAAUGUUUAGUCAUAAAUGAGCUGCAGAGAAUCUCUAGCUUAGAGGAUCUGCUUGCUGUUCUUAUUCAGCACCAGCAGGGGGCAGUGUGAGGAGAGGGUUUUCAUUAAGCUGAUCGUUUUGUCAAGAUAUAAGUUUCUGAUUGAAAUGAGGAAACUAAGCCUCGCUGAGGGUCGCUGGCUAAUGGCCCCAUCACACAUCUUUAGUUAGAGAGCUGAUGUUAGCGCUGGACACACGUUUCCCCCACUGACCGAUGAUUCUUAUUGUUUUAUUAGCUUUGAUCUGAAACUGUUUUUGUUGUUUGUAAAAGAAUGUCUAAUAAAUAGCUGCAGAGAA